UCGCUCAUGUUAAAAUCACAGUAAAAAUAAACAGAAGUCCAAAUAUAAAACUCAAAAGGACUACUGUGCAAUUUAAUAUGGCGGUUAGGGUGAUUUAGAUAAACGUAUAAAUAAAUUUAAAAUUUUGUUCAAUAAAAUUUGGUUUGUAAAAAAAUCGUAGUUUCUUAUCUCAAAGGGUUAUGUUUUCUUUCAAUUUGUGGCCUUUGCUUUUGGGUAUUGUGUAAAUAAUGCCACUAAGUGUCUCCCCAAAUAAUCAUCCUCUGUUUGUUUUUUCAAGCGCAAUCAUAUACAGUUUAAGUAACUGUUCACCGCGUUAACGCGUCAAUACAGAUAAUUAAUCUUGAACGGAGAUCAGUUCGUUUUAGAAGCGCAGAAAUAUCUUGAUGAAAAUCUGCCGAUUAUAUGAGACUACGUCUGUCGGCAAUGAAACUUGUUUGCUCAAGCUGUCAAACGAAUCUGUUAAUACCGGGUAAAACCAGUAUAUUCCGGACUUCAUUUUACCCGAAUUUGUUCGCAUGAAGUAAAUGUAAAUUUUGUGACGUCAUUUCGUUACGUAAUACAGCGUUAACCGAGCGCUGGCGAAGGACUGAAAAUAAAGAAGCGAAAAAAGGCGAAGCCGCUGUGUCAACUACGCUAUCGCUCAUUAGCUAGAUUUGUCUCUGAUGCCGAAACUGACAUCAUUCUGUUUGGAUACAUAGUAGCGAACGGAGACGCCUGUUCUUAAAGUCUCUGUAAAAUAUACGAACUUUAGCGCUUAGUUAGACAAUCAUGUCAGGUGCGGACAAAUUCCCGUAUAGCCGUCAGUUCCACGGUGAUUUCAGAUACUUCGGACAUUCCUCUUCCCGGCACCCCCAACCUCCGGUUCCUGCUCCAUCAGCAGCGGCGACGGUUCCUCCGCCAGCGCAUCCGUUCAUCGCGCAUUUUUACCCGAUGCUGGCCGGCACCGAGUGCCCGAAUCCCGGCUACCCAAGUGCAAUCAACCCGACCCCCCACCAGACUUCAGCAGCGGCCCUGGUUGCCCUUGCUGGACAAAAUUUCUCGUCUCAACUUUUGCAAAAUUUCCAACUUAAAGCAUUUAGAGAGCAACUCUCAGUUAAGGAAGACGCGGAAAAUCAAGCAGCUUCGUCGAAACCAAUACGACAACAGUUCGACGUCGAGUCACUUACAGGCAAAAGUCCAACGCAGGACCUUCCCAGUAAUCAACUCACAUUACAAGGUGCUUCAGCAACACCUGACGUUUUCCCUUCCCCUCUGCACGCCUGGCAGCAACUGCUCCGCAGGUUCCGCGGAAACGAGUCUCCUCCGGAUCCAAUAGCGGACCCAUAUCCAUCUUACAUCAAGGGAUCAUACCAGCACCAUCCGCCCAACCAACAUCGGGAAAUUCAGCGAAACUUCGCGGGCCCUCCCGACUCACUUUUCCGGCGAGACUCAAUGGAAAUGCCUCCUUCGUACGACCAACUUAAGCGAAAGCGUCCUGGCGUUCAUUUAAGCCGAAGCGUGGCCAAAUCACCGAGAUCUGCACAUCCGGAAAGACACAACGAUAUAAACCCGGUCGACUUCAGCCGUCGAUCACCUACAUCAACCCUCAACGAAACGGCAACUAAUGCAUUGAGAAUCUCAAACUCAAAUAACACGUUAAACGGACGUCACACAGAUCACGUGGAUAUUCUGACGUCAUCACCUACCGGAUCGUCACCGUCACGUGAGCACCAGGAUUACGACACUAUGCUCUUAACCAAUAGAAACACUUCUAGCGUUUCUUCCAACCAAUCACAAGACGACGUCCCACGCCGACGAAAAAAACGAUCAUCGUCAGUCAGUGACUUGUGUCCUGUAUGUGGACUCACUGUAAGGGAGUCGGAGCUAACAGCACAUGUUCAAAUGGAGAUUGAAAAACUUGCCAAGCUACCCAAUGAUAUUCGGAAAAAAGCUUUCUGUCAUAGAAAAUCAUCUUUUGAACGAAAACCUUCAUUUACUUCUUCGUCAUCAUGCAAUGCCACCUCUACUUCAAGCAAGCGAUUAACUGAAAGAGAUUCGUCGCCGAAAUCGGAGCGAGAUAACAGGGAAAAGACAUUUCGUAAAGUUCGUAGCAACCGAGUUGAUCGUCUCAACUCACGCGUUGGUAACUGCUUGAAAGCGCAACGGAGCACAGGGGAGACGUCGAAUGAAAAUCGAGUUUGGAUUGGGCACUCUGGCGCCACUAUGUGUCCAGUUUGCUCAACGGCCAUGCACGGCAGUUCAGCCGAAAUGAGUGCACAUGUUGAACAGUGUAUUAGACAGAGACAGCAGUCCCGCCAUCCUCAUGAUGAAGAGGAAGAAGUAGAUGUUGAAAAUGAUCCUCCACGAGCUCCAAGCAACCAUGACGACACAAGAAGCAAUCAGAGCUUCAGUUCCGACUGUGAUUGGAGGAAUGAGACUCGAUCUAAUGUGCCAAGGGUGCCGGGUUCGAAUCUUCAAGAUGGGAGUUUUCCGUUAAAUCGAACUUCACAGCAAUCUGAACAGGUACUGAACGUUGAAACAGACGAUACUUAUCUUUUUGGUUUACCUCAAUUUUCCGAAGCGGAUGUUACGUCAUGUAGUGUGACGUCACAUGAAGCAACGCGAUCAGCAACAGAAAGCCCUGACGACUCGGUUUGCUCCACACCGCCAUCUACCGGACACGAAGAAUCUUGUUCUAACGACGUAGCAUCACUUCAUCUCAAAAUCAAGAAACUGAUCAAUGAUAAACGAUCCAACCGUUGUCAGAUAUGUAUGGAUUCAUACGAAGACCCGUUGGCCUCCAUUGAAUGUUGGCAUGUACAUUGUCGCAAAUGUUGGCUUCGUGCAUUGUCUGUGAAGAAGCUUUGUCCGCAAUGCAGCGCUAUAACACCGGCGGACAAAUUGCGCCGUGUAUAUUUGUAGCAUGAAAGCAACACGUAAAUGUUUCGUUCUGUUUCGUCGCUACUUGUAUGUUGAUUGUGAAAUAAAUAAGUUGUAAUGCCAUAAA
Messenger RNA from Ciona intestinalis (vase tunicate), 2986 nucleotides. RefSeq lists its product as uncharacterized. Gene Ontology annotation, molecular function: ubiquitin protein ligase activity. Gene Ontology annotation, biological process: protein ubiquitination. The record is from RefSeq and is a predicted model, not a curated record. Lineage: Eukaryota; Metazoa; Chordata; Ascidiacea; Phlebobranchia; Cionidae.